CACCGGGAGAGAGGCUGGGAUGGACCGGGAUAUACCGGGAGAGAGGCUGGGAUGGACCGGGACGGGCACCGGGAGAGAGGCUGGGAUGGACCGGGACGGGCACCGGGAGAGAGGCUGGGAUGGACCGGGAUAUACCGGGACAGAGACUGGAUGGACCGGGACGGGCACCGGGAGAGAGACUGGGAUGGACCGGGAUAUACCGGGAGAGAGGCUGGGAUGGACCGGGACGGGCACCGGGAGAGAGGCUGGGAUGGACCGGGAUAUACCGGGAGAGAGACUGGGAUGGACCGGGACGGGCACCGGGAGAGAGGCUGGGAUGGACCGGGAUAUACCGGGACAGAGACUGGAUGGACCGGGACGGGCACCGGGAGAGAGGCUGGGAUGGACCGGGAUAUACCGGGAGAGAGACUGGGAUGGACCGGGAUAUACCGGGAGAGAGGCUGGGAUGGACCGGGACGGGCACCGGGAGAGAGGCUGGGAUGGACCGGGAUAUACCGGGACAGAGACUGGAUGGACCGGGACGGGCACCGGGAGAGAGGCUGGGAUGGACCGGGAUAUACCGGGAGAGAGACUGGGAUGGACCGGGAUAUACCGGGAGAGAGACUGGGAUGGACCGGGACGGGCACCGGGAGAGAGGCUGGGAUGGACCGGGACGGGCACCGGGAGAGAGGCUGGGAUGGACCGGGAUAUACCGGGAGAGAGACUGGGAUGGACCGGGAUAUACCGGGAUAGAGGCGUGGAUAGCUCAGGAUGGGCACCGGGAGAGAGGCUUGGAUGGACCGGGAGAGAGACGGGGAUGGACCGGGAUAUACCGGGACAGAGACGGGGAUAGAUCAGGAUGGGCACCGGGAUAAACCCGGGGAUAGACCGGGAUACACACUGGGGGUACCGGUAUGGAGGCGGGACUAGAGCGGGAUGAGCAGCAGAAAAGGCCGGGGACAGUUCGUGCUUGAGGCUGGAUGGGCAGCGGGGAUGCACCGGAGCGGAGGCGUGCAUGGACACAGCUAGCAGGGCGAGUCACCGGGAUACAUCGGGAUAGAGGCAGCGAUGGGCACUGGGAGCACCGAGGAGAUGCCCUGUGAGAAGAGGAUCCCCCGCGGAUUCCUGCAGGGCUAAAAGUUCCCUCGAGCAUUAUUUGGAAUUACCUCCAUAGGAGCAGCCUCAUCUUCUGCUGAAGGCCGUCGGCAUGAACAGGAUCCGGAUUCACGUGCUGCCGACGAGCCGAGGCCGCCUGACCCCGGUGCCGCGGCCGCAGGAGCCCCUGGCCUGCGCCUUCGCCCCCCGGCCCUGCUCCCAGCCCCGCCUGGAAGGGCAGGAAUUCUGCAUCAAGCACAUCCUCGAGGACAGGAAUGCUCCCUUCAAACAGUGCAGCUACGUGUCCACGAAGAACGGGAAGCGUUGUCCCAAUGCUGCUCCCAAACCCGAGAAGAAGGAUGGCACCUCGUUCUGCGCGGAGCACGCCCGACGCAACGCGCUGGCGCUCCAGGCUCAGGUGAAGAAAUCCAACCCCGGGCCCGUGGGCGAGACCCUCCUGUGCCAGCUGAGCUCCUACGCCCGGGCAGAGCUGGGCUCGCAGAGCGCCGAGAGCAGCCGCAGCGAGGCCAGCCGCAUCCUGGAGGAGGACAGCUGGAGUGACUGCGAGCAGGACCCUGUCACCGUGGAGCAGACGUGGCGUGGGGACCCUGACAGUGAAGCUGACAGCAUCGACAGCGACCAGGAGGAUCCCCUCAAGCACGCUGGCGUGUACACGGCCGAGGAGGUGGCUCUGAUCAUGAGGGAGAAGCUGAUCCGCCUCCAGUCCCUCUACAUCGACCAGUUCAAGCGGCUCCAGCACCUGCUGAAGGAGAAGAAGCGCCGGUUCCUGCACAGCAGGAAGGGAGAGCACGAGGCCAUCGGGAGCAGCCUCCUGACAGGGCCAGAGGGGCUGAUGGCCAAGGAGAGGGAGAAUCUGAAGCGGCUCAAGUGCCUCCGGCGCUACCGGCAGCGCUACGGGGUGGAGGCUCUGCUGCACCGGCAGCUCCGGGAGCGCAGGGUCCUGGCCACCGACGGCGCGGCCCAGCAGGCUCACACCACCCGCUCCAGCCAGCGCUGCUUGGCCUUUGUCGAUGAUGUCCGCUGCUCCAACCCGUCCCUGCCGAUGACCCGGCACUGCCUCACACAUAUCUGCCAGGAUACAAACCAGACACUGUUCAAGCCGUGCCAGGGCUCGGAGGAAGUUCCCUGCAACAAGCCCGUGCCCGUGAGCCUGUCUGAGGAGCCGUGCUGCCCCCUGCACCUCCGGCUGCCCCCCCAGAUGUACGUCCCAGAGCAGGUCCUGGCCGUGCCCCAGGAGCUGGGGGCUGCUCCCACGGAUCUGUACCUGAGCGCGGCCGAGCUCCAGCCCACGGAGAGUUUGCCCCUGGAAUUCAGCGAUGACCUGGACGUGGUGGGUGAUGGGAUGCAGUGCCCCCCAUCCCCUCUGCUCUUUGACCCUUCCGUGACCCUCGAUCCGUCCCUGCGGGACAUGGCCGAGGCUCCCAUCGACAUCCUGGCGCUGGAGGAGCCGGACAGGGGCAGCUCCUCCACCCCGCUCGUCCCUCCGGCCGAGGGGCCAGCGCAGCAGAGUCACCUCCCGUUCCAGCCGGGGCCCCGGGAGCAGCAGCAGCCACAGGACACGGCCUCGUCCAGCCCGGCCCGGGGAGCAGCUGCCAACGGGAGCCUGGAGCCGGGGGCUGUGGGCUGAGCCCGGGGGUCCCCACACCUGGGGGACCCUCGCCGUGGGACCUGGGGGGACUGGAGUCCUGCUCCAGCGCCGGGAUGAGCUGCAGCUCCGGCUCCUCUGCCGAUUCCUGGAGCCACGGGGACCCCUGAGACCCCAGGAUGGGGCUCCAGACCCUCCUGUCCUCUGUGGGGGUGGAGUAGCCACGGGAGACUGGGGAGGGAAAUCACGGAAUUUCUGAGGGGCUCUGCCACACCCUGGGGGGGGGGGGAUGUGGCCCCGUGAGGUUUUGGGGGCACAGAGGGUCCGUCCCGCGGGG
Vidua chalybeata is the source of this 3017-nucleotide messenger RNA. It is a transcript of the gene KANSL2, whose product is annotated as KAT8 regulatory NSL complex subunit 2. The record is from RefSeq and is a predicted model, not a curated record. NCBI's taxonomy places the organism in Eukaryota, Metazoa, Chordata, Aves, Passeriformes, Viduidae. Gene Ontology annotation, cellular component: NSL complex. The coding region runs from base 1187 to 2722 and encodes 511 amino acids. The transcript has 10 exons.